GCGGGGAGGUGACGCGCGCGGGGACCUCGCCGCCUCAGCCCACGUGUCCGCGAGAUUUAAAAGUUGGCAGAGCGCGGGUGGGUCAGUCUGGCGGCCGAACUGGGCGAACAGCGCGCCAGGGACGCAGAGGCUCAGCCAGAGCAUCGCUUGGAGCGCGGGCUGGUGCAGUGCAGGGUCCCGGGAUGCUGCGAGCCGCGAGCCGCCGCCCCGGGCCGCCCCCCGGUCAGGUGGCCGCUGCGUCCCCGCUCCUGCUGCUACUACUGCUGUCUUGUUGCGCGGACACCUGCGGAGGUGCUCCAAUAUUGCCUCAAGGAUUACAGCUGGAACAAGGAUUACAGUUGUGGAAUGAGAUAGAUGAUGCUUGUUUGUCUUUCCUGUCCAUGGAUCCUCUGCCUCAGGCAUCCAGUGCAUUGGAGGAGCUUUGCUUCAUAAUUAUGGGGACUCUACCAAAGCCCCAGGAAACAGAUGAAAAAGAUAAUACCAAAAGGUUCUUAUUUCAUUAUUCGAAGACACAAAAGUUGGGCAAUUCAAAUGCUGUGUCAUCUGUCCUGCAUCCGCUGCUGCAGCUCGUUCCACAACUGCAUGAGAAAAGAAUGAAGAGGUUCAAAGUGGACGAAGAAUUCCAAGGUCCUAUUACAGGCCAAAGUAGAGGAUUCUUUUUAUUCAGGCCACGCAAUGGAAGAAGGUCAGAAGGUUACAUUUAAAAUGAGUCCCUGAAUUUCACUUCUUGUCAACCCACGUGAAGAACAUGAGAAAGAAGGAGCAGAAGAGAACAAAAAGUAUCUUCUUUAAAAAAUGAAUUGCCUUGAUGAGAUGCGGACUUGAGACAGAGAAUGUUGCCAGAGCUGCUCCAGGUCUUUGCUCAAAACCUGCCAACCCCCACUUUUAGCAAGAGUUAACAUAAAUCUUUAAAGGGUCCAGAAAUAAAAAAGGAAGCUACAAACAAACAAAAACCAGAUGGAACCAGCUAGGACCAAGAUGGUGAGAGAUCUGACCUCCAACAGACCCUGAAUCUCAUUAUAUGCUGAUUUUACUACAUUAGCAUAUUAAAUGACAUGCCUACUGGUGGCCAAGACUGGAUAUUAAGGACCAAAAAAGGAUAAAAAGGGGUGGCACUCCAUUCCCUUGGAAAAAACUCUGCCUCUUCCCCAGUAGACUAAUGCAUAUGCCUCCCCAUCAUUAACCUCACUCCUCCUCCCUUUGUCUUUACUCUUUAAAAUUAAAGCCCUCUGGACACGUGGGCAAGAAGUGGAUCUGUGAACUUAGUUCCUGCUUCUCCAUUCUUUGGCCACUGAAUAAAGCUUGUGCUGUGUUGAUCUCA
Messenger RNA from Balaenoptera musculus (blue whale), 1321 nucleotides. RefSeq names its product neuromedin U (gene NMU). Gene Ontology annotation, molecular function: neuromedin U receptor binding. The coding region runs from base 183 to 704 and encodes 173 amino acids. Lineage: Eukaryota; Metazoa; Chordata; Mammalia; Artiodactyla; Balaenopteridae. Gene Ontology annotation, biological process: regulation of smooth muscle contraction. The transcript is spliced from 10 exons. The record is from RefSeq and is a predicted model, not a curated record.